CGUUUCGUUCAUUCGUGAUUUGGAGCAGCGAGAGUUUGGAUGUGAGUGGUGUUGCGCUUUCGUCCGAUCAUAGUCGGUAUCCAUUUUGAAUUUUUGCUGAAACCAGUUUGUGCUGCAUAAUUGAAGAGAAAAAGUGAUUUACGCUAGCAAAAACCAAAUUUAAACAGCAGGGAAAGAGUGCAAAAGUGAACCAUUCAAAGCAGUAGAAAAUGGUUGGUUCGCGCGUUUACGUCGGGGGAUUGCCGUACGGAGUCCGAGAACGAGAUUUGGAGAGGUUCUUCAAGGGUUACGGGAGGACCCGUGAUAUUUUGAUCAAGAACGGAUAUGGAUUUGUGGAAUUUGAGGAUUAUCGGGAUGCCGAUGAUGCCGUGUAUGAGUUGAACGGGAAGGAGCUACUAGGCGAAAGGUCUGAUCGAAAUCAAGAGAGGCCACAAAAAACCAGAGUGGUCGUUGAACCGGCCAGAGGGACGGCACGUGGACCCGGUGGUCGUCGUGAGCACGAUCGUUACGAUCGAUAUGAUCGCCGUGGAGGAGGAGGAGGGCGCUAUGAUAAAAAUAGCAGCAAUUCCAGGAAUAGUUCGCGAUAUGGACCACCGCUGAGAACCGAGUACCGACUGACUGUGGAGAAUCUUUCGUCGCGCGUUAGCUGGCAGGAUCUGAAAGACUAUAUGCGUCAAGCCGGAGAAGUAACUUACGCCGAUGCUCACAAGCAACGCAAGAACGAAGGUGUCGUUGAAUUUGCUUCAAGCUCCGAUAUGAAGACCGCGAUUGAGAAACUGGACGAUACUGAACUGAACGGACGACGUAUCCGGCUGGUGGAAGAUCGCAAUGGACGCGCCGGUGGUCGAAACGGGCGUGGACGGUCUCGAUCGUCGAGUAGCCGGUCAAGAUCGCGGUCUCGCCGCCGUUCUCGAUCCCGCUCCCGAUCGCGACGAUCUUCGCGCAGUCGGUCCAAGUCUCGCAGCCGCUCAAAGUCCAAGUCCAAAUCUCCGGAAAAAUCACGCUCGCGAUCCCGUUCUCGUUCAAACAAGUCCCGCGAACGUGACUCCAAGUCAAAAUCCCGCUCUCGGUCGGCGAAACGCGAUUCUCACUCGCGUUCUCGUUCCAAGUCGGAGCGUCGUUCGCGCAGUCGAUCCAAAUCCAAGGACAACAAGUCCCGUUCCCGGUCCCGGUCACAUUCACGUUCGCGCUCCCGAUCGCGUGGAUCCCGCGAUCGUUCUCACUCUGCCGAUAAACGAGACAAGUCACGUUCUGGUUCGCCCAAAAACAAUGACCACUCGCCUGAUCGCAAUGAGAGCGUAGAGGACUAGAGUGACGACCAUCAUUUGCUGCUUUGGGAUGUAGGUUUACAUUUUAAUAUACACACACUAAUGCAUACAUACUCCGCCACGAAGAACGCUUAUUUGAUGAUGUGAAAAUAUCAUUUCAUUUCCAAUGAAUGGAAAUUGCAAUCGUUUGAUCGUCAAAUAUUAAGGGAGAAGCAGUCUUGCUUAGAACAUAAUACAAUUAAGUAAAGGCUUAAGCUAUGUUUACGUUCCGAUUUUAGAAAGCAAAUGUUGUUAAAUUUAGCAAUUGCAAAACGACUUUCUUACAAUAAAUGAAUCCAUUCUUUUGUUCUGCUGGUUAUUAUAAUCUGGUGUAAACGAAAUAUAUUUUUCUCACGCAAAUGUUUCUUUUAUCUGUAAGAUGAGUGGAUGCAACAUAAGAUAAAAGUUCUUGACAAAAAUAGGAAACAAACAUGAGAGAGUUCGCUUAAUCUCCUUGAUAAAAGGGGACACAGCAAAAUUGAGUCUGAUCUCACAGGUAGAGUGACAUAAUUCUAAAAACAAAAACUUUUGUUUUCCGCUUCUCCCUUUUCCAGCAGUGGCAGUCAGUACUAACCGUUUAAUUUUAGAUGAGGAAUUCCACCUCAAGUAGCGUAGUGUACGGUGUUUCGGCUAGUUAUUUAGGCAGGGCACCAAUAGUGGUAUCCCAUUGAACUUGAAUUCAUUUUAUAAGUAGAAACUUGACAUAAUUUGUUUCAUUCAAACUAUGACAAAAACUAGUUCUCCUAUAUGUACCUUUUUGUGUGCACGAUCAAACAAAAAUUGGUAUGUAUAUGUAAUCACAUAAUAAAGUAAAUAAAAAUCAUUCAAUAAUAUAA
Messenger RNA from Topomyia yanbarensis, 2143 nucleotides. It is a transcript of the gene B52, whose product is annotated as serine-arginine protein 55. Gene Ontology annotation, biological process: mRNA splice site recognition; alternative mRNA splicing, via spliceosome. The coding region runs from base 210 to 1310 and encodes 366 amino acids. The transcript has 9 exons. Gene Ontology annotation, cellular component: ribonucleoprotein complex; nucleus; cytoplasm. The record is from RefSeq and is a predicted model, not a curated record. NCBI's taxonomy places the organism in Eukaryota, Metazoa, Arthropoda, Insecta, Diptera, Culicidae. Gene Ontology annotation, molecular function: mRNA binding.